Messenger RNA from Glarea lozoyensis ATCC 20868, 1353 nucleotides. RefSeq names its product Tubulin nucleotide-binding protein. Gene Ontology annotation, cellular component: microtubule; cytoplasm; nucleus. The coding region runs from base 1 to 1353 and encodes 450 amino acids. NCBI's taxonomy places the organism in Eukaryota, Fungi, Ascomycota, Leotiomycetes, Helotiales, Helotiaceae. The transcript is spliced from 7 exons. Gene Ontology annotation, biological process: nuclear division; microtubule cytoskeleton organization; nuclear migration by microtubule mediated pushing forces. Gene Ontology annotation, molecular function: GTP binding; structural constituent of cytoskeleton. The record is from RefSeq and is a predicted model, not a curated record.
AUGAGAGAAGUUAUUAGCAUCAACGUUGGCCAGGCUGGUUGCCAAAUUGCAAACUCCUGUUGGGAGCUCUACUGCCUUGAGCACGGUAUCCAGCCCGAUGGAUAUUUGACGGAAGAGCGAAAGGCCGCCGAGCCAGAUCAAGGGUUCAGCACUUUCUUCUCCGAGACUGGUCAAGGAAAAUAUGUCCCCAGAACCAUCUACUGCGAUCUCGAGCCAAAUGUUAUCGACGAAGUUCGCACCGGUACCUACCGAUCCCUUUUCCACCCUGAGAUGAUGAUCAGUGGAAAGGAGGACGCCUCCAACAACUACGCUCGUGGACAUUACACUGUUGGCAAGGAGUUGAUUGAUCAAGUAUUGGACAAGGUCCGCCAUGUUGCGGACAACUGCUCUGGUCUACAAGGUUUCCUUGUUUUCCACUCCUUUGGUGGUGGAACUGGUUCUGGUUUCGGUGCCCUUCUUAUGGAACGCCUGUCGGUCGAUUUUGGUAAAAAGGUGAAGCUCGAGUUCUGCGUCUACCCAGCUCCCCAAACCGCCACUUCAGUUGUCGAGCCAUAUAACUCCAUUCUUACCACCCACACAACCUUGGAGCACUCUGAUUGCUCUUUCAUGGUCGACAAUGAGGCCAUCUACGAUAUCUGCAGAAGAAACCUCGGUUUGGAGCGACCCAACUUUGAGAACUUGAACCGUCUCAUUGCUCAAGUUGUCUCCUCCAUCACCGCCUCCCUCCGAUUCGACGGUUCCCUUAACGUCGAUCUCAACGAAUUCCAAACCAACUUGGUACCAUACCCACGUAUUCAUUUCCCUCUCGUUGCAUACGCCCCAGUUGUGUCCGCCGCCAAGGCAUCUCACGAGGCCAACUCUGUACAAGAGAUCUCCAUGUCCUGCUUCGAGCCAAACAAUCAGAUGGUCAAGUGUGAUCCACGUAACGGAAAGUACAUGGCCACUUGCCUCUUGUACCGUGGUGAUGUUGUCACCAAGGAUGUGCACGCCGCCGUUGCUACCCUCAAGACAAAACGUACCAUCCAAUUCGUUGACUGGUGCCCUACUGGAUUCAAGAUUGGUAUCUGCUUCGAGCCACCUCAGAUGGUUCCUAACGGAGAUCUUGCUAAGGUUAACCGUGCUGUUUGCAUGCUUUCGAACACCACCGCCAUUGCUGAAGCCUGGUCGGCUCUUUCGCACAAAUUCGAUCUCAUGUACUCCAAGCGUGCUUUUGUGCACUGGUAUGUUGGUGAGGGUAUGGAGGAGGGAGAGUUCUCCGAAGCUCGUGAAGAUCUCGCGGCUCUUGAGCGUGAUUAUGAGGAAGUUGCCACUGACUCUAUGGAGGGUGAUGACGGAGCUGAAGCCGAGUACUAG